AUGCAAUCAGAUGAUAUUAUUUGGGAUGUUAUAAAUAAGAAUUUCUGUUCUUUUAAAACAACAUUUAAUAAAACUAAAUUUUGUAAAAAUGAAUAUAAUGUAACUGGUGUUUGUAAUAAAGUAUCAUGUCCAUUAGCAAAUAGUAGAUAUGCAACAGUACGUGAAGAAGAAGGUGUAUGUUAUUUAUAUAUGAAAACAGUUGAAAGAGCUCAUACUCCAAAUAGACUUUGGGAAAAGAUUAAAUUGGAUCCAAAUUUCAUGAAAGCAAUAGAACAAAUCGAUAGUCAUUUAGAAUUUUGGCCAGGUCAUAUGAGUCAUAGAGUUAAACAAAGAUAUAUUAGAAUUACACAAUAUUUAAUUAGAAUGAGAAAAAUGAGAAAACAAAUCAAACGUGAAUUAGUACCAAUUAAAAAGAAAGCAGAAAGAAGAGAUGCAACUCGUGAGAAUAAAGCAUUGAUUGCAGCUCAUUUAACUACAAAUAUUAAGAAAGAAUUAUUAGAGAGAUUGAAUAAGGGUACUUAUGCUGAUAUGCAUUAUUUCCCAGAAGAUAUUAUUAAUAAUGUUUUGGAGAAAGAAGGUGAAGCCGAUCAAUUCAGUGAAGAAGAAGCUGAUGAAAAUGAAGAAGAAGGUGAAGAAGAAAUGGAAGAAGAAUUUGAAGAUGAUAUCGAUGAUAUUGAAGAUGCUGGUGGUGCUUUCGAAUAUGUCGAGGGUGAUGAUGAUGAAGAUGAUAUUGAUGAUGAAUACGAAAAUGAACCAUACCAAGAUGAUGAUGAAGAAGAUGAUGAUGAUGAUGAUGAUGAUGACGAAGAAGUUAAACCACAAAUUACAAAGAAGAGAGGUCCAACCUUCAAACCAACCAAAAAAACACCACAAAAACGUGUACAUAUGGAAGUCGAAAUCGAAGAAGAAACCGAAAACCAAGCAAAUUAA
Molecule: messenger RNA, 930 nt
Organism: Dictyostelium discoideum AX4
Lineage: Eukaryota; Evosea; Eumycetozoa; Dictyosteliales; Dictyosteliaceae
Gene: mak16l
Product: MAK16-like protein
Exons: 5
Coding region: 1-930 (309 amino acids)
Biological process (GO): ribosomal large subunit biogenesis
Cellular component (GO): nucleolus; preribosome
Source: RefSeq, a predicted model, not a curated record